AUGCGAAGUGCAAUGUUCCAAAGCCGCUGCCGAGCGGUGCGGGAGGGCUCCUGCGGCUGGUGCCCGGCACAAAGGCUCAAGCAGGGGUUACAGUCAGGAAGGCAUAUAAAAGCACAUACAUAUCUUGUGUCAGCUGUAACAGCGGCGGCGGUGGAGGCUGCGCCAAUUGAGUCAUCGUCACCGGCAUCGCCCAGCAUCAGCGUCCCACGACCAGCCACCUCCUCUCCUUCCUCCCUUCCACCUGCUCCCCUAUCCUUCUCUCACCGGUCGAGUCUGUUGGAUGGCAAUUCCCGGUUGAUGCUGAAGAACUUGACACUACCGGAGCUUGAGGAAUGGUGCAUUAGCGUCGGGGAGCCCGCCAAGCGCGCCAAGCAGCUGUACCGCUGGUUGUACGGCAACCGCAAAUGGAUCCGGAACCUGGAUCAGGCGGAUGGCGACCCGCAGGCCUUUAGCGCCGCAUUUAAAGCCAAGGUUGGUUGCGCCAUGAACUGUCAGUUCUGCUACACGGGCCGAAUGGGGCUUUUGGGGAAUCUCAGUACGGCACAAAUCCUUGAGCAAGUGGUGGAGGCCCGUCGCUACCUGGCCGAGCAAUCCGUACACAUUCCCAUAGCGAACAUCGUGUUUAUGGGUAUGGGGGAGCCCCUCCACAACUACGACGCGGUCAUGGCGGCGAUUGAGGUCCGAGAUUGGAUCGUACCGACCAACCGCCGGUAUCCGUUAGAACAACUGCUGGGCGUACUGCGGGAGGCCUUCCCGUACGACAAACGCAAGGGCGAUAACUUUGUGGUCAUCGAGUACGUGCUGUUGGCGGGAGUGAACGACAGUACGGAAGAUGCGAAGCGGCUUCUGAACCUCACGAACGACAUUUACUGCUUGGUCAACCUCAUUGUCUUCAACCCGCACACGGGCACGCAGUUCAGCAGGUCCAGCAAGGGGGACGAGCAAAUGGCGGCGUGUGGGCAAUUGGGGGGAUGUCAACCUCACUGUACGACCUGCGCCCCGACUGCGCCCUCCGGAGAGCCUGAUGGCCAGGAUGAUGGGGGGGGCGGGGAUGCCGGAUUCCGGAGCGGGGGUGGUACGGGCGGAGGAGGGUACGGCGUGCAG
Volvox carteri f. nagariensis is the source of this 1104-nucleotide messenger RNA. RefSeq lists its product as uncharacterized. The record is from RefSeq and is a predicted model, not a curated record. NCBI's taxonomy places the organism in Eukaryota, Viridiplantae, Chlorophyta, Chlorophyceae, Chlamydomonadales, Volvocaceae. The annotation marks the transcript as partial. The transcript has 8 exons. Gene Ontology annotation, biological process: tRNA methylation; rRNA base methylation.